UUAUUUUUUUUUGGGUUCGAAUGGUUUCUUGCUUUUCCACCACCAUCUAAAUAAAAUUGCAGAUUCUCUAGUAAAUAAUUUAGACAAAUAAUUAAAAGAAAAAAAGUAAACCCAUAUUUGCAUAGGAUUUUGGACCUUCACCUCCUCUCUUCUUAUCGUUAUUUUCAGCUGAAAAAGGCUUUUACAUUAAUCAGCCUUGAAGUUUAUUUUCUACAGGAACAGGCUGCUUUGCUAACUUUGUUACUUGAUUCACCAUUCUAAACUAAGGUAUUGUUCAGUAAGGCCUAAAGUUAAAUAUACGUACGUAUGGGCAGUCCUGCAGAGCCAAAGAGAAGAGUGGCAUUUGUGCUGAUUGAUGGAUUAGGAGAUGUAUCAAUACCAAGGUUUGGGAAUAAGACUCCUCUGCAGGCUGCUGAUGUUCCAACCUUGGAUGCCAUAGCAUCAGCUGGGGUUAACGGCCUUAUGGACCCUGUGGAAGUAGGUUUGGGUUGUGGGAGUGAUACAGCUCACCUCUCGUUGUUGGGCUAUGACCCGAGAGUCUAUUACCGAGGGCGUGGUGCAUUUGAGUCCAUGGGGGCUGGGUUGGCAAUGUCACCUGGAGAUAUUGCAUUCAAGUCAAAUUUUGCGACCUUGGAUGAGAAAACUGGCAUAGUUACAAGUAGGAGAGCUGACAGGCAUUUUGAAGAAGAGGGGCCUAUCCUUUGUGUUGCCCUGGAUAGAGUGAAGCUCCCAUCUUUUCCUGAGUAUGAAGUAAGAGUCAGGUAUGCAACAGAGCACCGAUGUGGAGUUGUUGUUAAAGGACCAAGACUGAGUGGAAACAUAUCAGGAACUGACCCAUUGAAGGACAACCGCUUACUUCUGGAAGCCAAGGCUUUAGAUGAUACUGAUGAAGCAAGACACACAGCUGCAGUUGUUAAUGAGUUAUCCAGGGAGAUAUCAAAGAUUUUGGUUUCUCACCCUUUAAAUGCAAAAAGGCUAGCAGAAGGGAAAAGCGUUGCUAACGUUGUCCUUUUAAGAGGCUGUGGUAUCCGAAUUGAGGUUCCACAAUUCGAGAAGAAACAUGGCUUGUGGCCUUGCAUGGUGGCUCCCACAAAAAUUAUUGCAGGAUUGGGCCUAUCACUUGAUAUUGAUAUCCUAGAAGCUCCUGGAGCAACUGGAGACUAUCGAACACUUUUGACUUCAAAGGCAACUGCCAUAGCUAAGGCACUCUCUACCCCUCUACAAACAUCUCCUAGUGUCUUUGUACCAGGGGAGGAUGAGCACAAGCCUGGGAGAUCAGAUGGUUAUGAUUUUGGAUUUCUCCACAUUAAGGCAAUAGAUGAUGCAGGUCACGAUAAGGCGAGUGUUUUCAAAGUAAAAGGCUUGGAAGCUGUAGAUCGAGCUAUAGCACAGCUGGCUAAGCUCCUGUGGCAGGCAGAAUCAACUGGGAACUUCCAAUAUUUUAUUUGUGUCACCGGUGACCAUUCUACACCUGUUGAAUAUGGAGAUCACAGUUACGAACCAGUUCCAUUUACAAUUUGCCGGUUGAAAGAUUUUGUGGGUGCAGUUGGUGGGGAGUCUAGUGUUUUGGAAACUUCCCUUGAUCCAUUUCCUCUUCCUACUGUUAAGGCAGGUGAAGACCUAAAUGAAGCCAUUGGUUUAGAAAAAGGGAGAAAAUGCAAGCAAGUUCAAGCAUUUUGUGGUGAUUCAGUUUUUGAGUUUAACGAGAUUGCAGCUGCGAGGGGCUGUCUUGGGCGGUUUCCAGGUGGAGAGAUGAUGGGAAUCAUUAGGAAAUUUCUUAAAUUAAAUGCAUAGCUUUCAUGUUCAGAUGUUAAGAGCUCUUUCCCAGACAACCUCUUAAGUUUCUGAAUAAGGUGUUUCUGAUCUAAAAAAAUAACCAUGACAGUAUGUCUUUGAAUCGUCAAAAUUUUGAAUGCUUCUUAUGAGUUGUAACAUCAAGGGGAUAACUCUCUUACAUAACUUAGUCAUGUGUUUGAGUGGAGGCUAAUCCACUGCUGACUCAGUCAUGUGGUGGAGUGGAGGCUAAUUCUCUGUUGCCAUAACUCAGUCAUGAUUGUCCUAUUAAUAAAAACAAUAGUUUGAGUGAGGAUGUUCAAUUCCUUGUUGCACACUAUAGGGGUAAAAUGCAAUGUACUAUGAUAAUUUCUAACCUUAAUCUGACAUUUCGUUUUUCAUUCAUAACUUUCUAUAUGUCCCAAUUUAAUUCCUAGCCAAAUAUUAGCUGAACUUUUAGUCUUUCUGUGAAUUGACUCUUCCAUGACAGGAUCCAUGCUAGCACUUAUGAGUCAUGUGAAUAGCAUUUCAGUUCCUUUUAUACUUGUAGGUCCUUUAUCUGUCUCUGCUUGCUGCUUCCCUUUCUAAUGAGCGUCCUCUCCCCUUAGUCAAUACUUCACUAAGGUUUUCCAAGGAAAAAUGCUCUGAGAUUGGACCUUUUUAUUUUGCAAGAAGAGCAGCUACUACAGAUGAUGCUAUUUCAGCCUAAGGUUCCGCCAUGCCAUAUUGGCCUAGAUAAUGCACCUAAUGGAGGCUCAUACUCGGAGAUGGACACCUGCUAAAGGCAUCAGGUAGAGGUAGAAACCCAGUUUACUGAUGGGCAUGGGAGACUGCUUUGUAAUAUGAUGAUUUUUAGAGAUAGCAGCUAUUCAUGAUUUGUAAGACACUUUUUCUUUUCCUUGAUUAAAAUUUAUAAUUUUCCUAUGCUGAGCAUAAUAAGAUAAUAUUUAUGUUCUUUUGACUGUUAUAUGCUGAAGCAGAGUGCAUCCAUCCGCUGACAUGUUUAUUGAACCUCACAGUCUCUUGAAGAACAAUGAUCUUGUUUCAUCCGGUACCAUGGAUCCAUAAGAAUUUCCCAAUUCUUAUAGUGUCUACUAUUUAUGUAUAAAGUUUGUCAUGUAAACAAUCAUGAUGAAAGCAUAUAGUAAUGCUAGCAUUAUGUGUAAUAUAUUAGCAAAAGCGAGUCAAUAGAAAGAGUGGAUAACAAAGCAAUUUUAAAGCUAAUUCUGUUUUGACAUCUCUUGCAACAUUUUAAUUUUCUCUCUACUCUACUUUUAAAGUUGGGUUCACCAUUUGUCAAACUUUUCCAGCUACUUUUUUGAACUUCCAAUGAAAAGUAACCCCUAAAAAUUAACUUUGAAUCAUUCUAGAACUGUGCCUGAAACUAGAUUAGGAAUCAAACUUUAGGGCAUGCUAUAUAUAUGUUUUAUCCUAGUUAUUUGCAACCCUUAGGAUUCACCAUUUGUUGAACUUUUCCAGCUACUUUUUUGAACUUCAAAUGAAAAGUUACCCUAAAGAUGUGGUAAUUUUUUCACCUAAACUUCUGCAACUAUUUGUAUUUGGCUUAAGUAACUUCUGUACUUUAACCUAAUGUUCAUAGUGUGAGCCACAUAUAUUUUCCAUGAUAUGUUUACUCUAGUGAAUAUUAGUUCUACUGUAUUUGGCUUCCAAUAUGUUCUAUUUAUGUUGUAAAUUUGCAGGCUGGCAUGUACAAGUUCAACUGACAGACAAGAAUUUUUGUUGUUUCUUCAGUGAUUUAUAAGCUAUGUGUCUCUGACUCUUCCUUUUUCUUUCAGUAUACGAGUCUUAACACUAAUGUUUGGUGCAUAUUUGGACAUGGGUAUGGGAUUUGACCUUCAGAAGAAUCUUACGAAUACAUGGAAAACUUAGAAAAAGAAUUGAACAUAUACAUGUCCGACAUAUUCAUCUUUAGAGAUUUGAGGUUUGGCUAUAGGUUUGCAACUGAGAUAUAGGAAUGGACGAAUCUAUUAUUAAAGAGCCUUUUUUUGUUUUUGGUGUAGCUGGGACUACCAUUGUCAUGUCACAAUUGCUAUAUUCAUAAUUUAUUCAAACAAUUAUAGUGCUAACUUGUUUUAUUGACUUUCUCUGAUCUUAGGGCCGCCUACCUUUAUCCCUUUUAUCUCAUUAUAAAUUUUGCUCGGGAUCAGCUCUUGGUUUCAAGCAAAGUGCUGUUAUAUUUCUUGUACUUGGUUUAGUUUUCCUAUAUCUACCAGGUGUUAUAUUUUGGGAAGAUCUUUCCAUGGAGUACUCUAGCUUUCCAUCGGCAUUUUCUACUUUGUUCGGCGAACUCCUGAAAGAAACAUGGUGUUGUUCAGAUCUUUACAACUGGGAAGGCUUCUGGUAUGCCAGUUCUCACCUUCCUGCUGCCAUGGCUGCCAGUUUGAACUUCCAAGCAAAUGACUGAUGUAUUUUUGACUUCUUCUAUGAAGACAGGCACCACAUGGCUCAAGGCUAUCAUCCCAACAAUAAUGAAUCCCAUGGGUCGCAUGAAUGAUGAUAACAAUGACCCUUUGCUCAAACGUCAUCCUAAUGAGCUAAUGCCAUCUCUGGAAGUCCAGCUUUUCAAGGAAAAUCCCAAUCCUGAUCUCUCAUAUAUGCCUUCUCCAAGAAUAUUCCGAACCCAUGUCCCUUACCCUAUGUUACCCGAAUCUGUUAAAAACUCAGCUUGCAAGAUCGUGUAUAUCACUCGAGACCCUAAGGACAUGUUUGUGUCAUUGUGGCACUGUUUGAACUCUUUGGUUACUACCCAGGGAAAUGAUCCAUGGCCAAUGGAUGAAGCUUUUGACAGCUUUUGCAGAGUGGUUCAUGUCUUCGGACCAUUCCAUGACCAUGUUUAAAGUUAUUGGAAAGAAAGUACAAAGAGGCCUGAGAAGAUACUUUUCUUGAGAUAUGAAGACAUGAAGAAGGACCCAAAGGGGCAAUUGAGGAGGCUGGCUUGUUUCCUUGGAAGGCCCUUUGAGAAGGAAGAAGAGGUAGACAAAGUGUUGUGGAGAUGCAACCUGGAAAGGCUUAAAAACCUGGAAGUGAACCAACAUGGAGCUGAUCCUUGGUUAGGCUUUGAGUACAAGUUUUAUUUCAGGCGUGGCAGUGUUGGGGAUUGGAAGAACAACAUGAGUAACGAGAUGAAAGAAAAGCUGGACCACAUUACUGCUAUGGAAUUCGAAGGUUCUGGUCUGGGUUUUGGACAUUGAUUAAGUUUACUAGCUUUGAAAUUGGUGGUUCUGUUUUCAGUUUCUGAAUAUGAUAUACUCUUAGAUAUCAAUUGCUUUAUGUUUACGUUUAUGAGGAAUGCUUAGCAUGUAAUUCCUGUUUUUAAUUUAUAGAACAACAUCAUCCAUUUAAUUCACCAAAA
Gossypium arboreum is the source of this 5146-nucleotide messenger RNA. RefSeq lists its product as uncharacterized. The record is from RefSeq and is a predicted model, not a curated record. Bases 307 to 1794 code for a protein of 495 amino acids. NCBI's taxonomy places the organism in Eukaryota, Viridiplantae, Streptophyta, Magnoliopsida, Malvales, Malvaceae. The transcript has 6 exons. Gene Ontology annotation, molecular function: metal ion binding.